Molecule: messenger RNA, 1378 nt
Organism: Poecilia latipinna (sailfin molly)
Lineage: Eukaryota; Metazoa; Chordata; Actinopteri; Cyprinodontiformes; Poeciliidae
Product: calpain-9-like
Exons: 12
Coding region: 57-1166 (369 amino acids)
Biological process (GO): proteolysis
Cellular component (GO): cytoplasm
Molecular function (GO): calcium ion binding; calcium-dependent cysteine-type endopeptidase activity
Source: RefSeq, a predicted model, not a curated record
GGUUGGAGGCAUCGGUGAAUGGACUUCUUGCUCUGACUGUUUGUGCCGCUGUCAGGAUGUCGGUGUCUGACUUCCACCUGAACUUUGACACGAUGGAGGUGUGUCACCUGACGGAGGCGCAGAGCGCGCCCGGCUCUGACGUGUCGCCGUGGAAAUGCGUCAUGCAUCAUGGAGCCUGGAUACCGAACAUCACAGCUGGAGGACCUCCUGAAAACAACUUCUUCUGGCAGAAUCCCCAGUUCCUUUUGGUUCUGUCGGAGGUGGACAGAAACAGCCAAAAAGGCUGUUCCUUCAUUGUGGCCCUCAUGCAGAAAUAUCAGAGACGCCGAGGCAUUAAUCUCACUGUGGGCCUGCAUAUAUACCAGGCUCAUCCUCAGAACACCUUCCUGUCAGCAGAGGAUCUGCGGAGAGGCUUCCUCUUCUGCACGAGCUACUCGACGCGGCGGGAGGUCGUCCUCCGCACCUCGCUCCCUCCGGGUCGCUACAUCAUCAUCCCCUCGACCUCUGAACCCAACCAGCAGGGGGAGUUCCUGCUCAGGGUGCUGACGGAGCCGGGCAGCCACGCCACUCCGGCUCACAAACCGACGCCGCUCGACGCUUUGUCGAGGAGAGAGCACUCGUUUCCUCACCAGGCCGCGCUGCCGACGGACGCAGCCAUCAGAAAGCUUUUCCACAGACACAGCAACAAGGAGGGUUUGUGUAAACCUGUGCGGCUGCAGCGGCUGCUGACUGAGGCGCUGCAGGGCGGAGUGUUGGCAGGAAGUGAGCGGUACCUUUCUCUGGAGCACUGCAAGAGCCUGGUAGUCCUGAUGGACAGCCAAGGCAAAGCGAAGCUGAACUGGUCUGACUUCCAGCUGCUGUGGGACAAAAUCAGGAAGUGGACGGAUAUCUUCCUGGUUUACGACACGAAUAAAACUCAUCACCUGGAGUACAAAGAGGUCGAACCGGCCCUGAAGGCAGCAGGCAUCAUGGUGAAUGGUCUGGUGAUGCAGCUGGUGGGACUGAGAUACACGGAGAGCGACCUGACCAUCAGCUACCCCGGCUUCCUGUUCCUGCUCAUGAAGAUGGAGAGCAUGAUCCACAAAUUUCAAGUUCAUGACGUAAUGGGACUUGGAACCAUAACAAUCAGCUACACACAGUGGCUCUACAUGACCUUGUACAGCUGAGGCGGACCCGCUGCGCCCGGAUCCACUUUGUUUCGCUUCCUUUUCGUUUUUAUUCUCCCACAUGUGAACCUUUUAUCACCAUGAUCAGAGCCUGCUUAUUUGGGUCUCUUGAGGAAAUUUAAAAUUUCAUUUACCCGUUUAAUCUUCUUCUAAACAUUGAAUGUUGAGUCUGGUGAAAAUAUUUCCUCAAUAAAUUCAGCUUUUACUGAUUA